Messenger RNA from Dentiscutata erythropus, 750 nucleotides. The record is from the annotation of a GenBank genome assembly. NCBI's taxonomy places the organism in Eukaryota, Fungi, Glomeromycota, Glomeromycetes, Diversisporales, Gigasporaceae.
AUGGACCGAUCACAAUUGAGUUCUAGGUAUCCGCGAAAAGAUUCCUCUCCCAAAAAACCUACUGACAUACCAGACCCCAUAAUAGCAAAUGAAACAGUACCUGCCAAUUCAAAGUUAUCAGAGGAAAAGACCGUGGAUUCUUUCCUAAAUGAGGUGAAUCAGAAAAGAGUUAGUGAUGAAAUUAGGCAGAGAAAGCGGGAGGAGAAGCCUGCAAAAGUGGAAACUGUUUCCCCUGAAAAAGAUAAACAGGUAUCAGUUGAUAAAAGGAUGCUUUGUAAGGAAAAUCAGAAAAAACAAAGGGAAAAUUUCAUUCAUGAAGUGUUCAAGGGGGUGGUCACUAAAGUGGCCCCGGAUGAUUUGAAAACAAUACGAAGCUGUGACCCCUUAACAGUAGAAAUGGGAACUCCAACCUUUUCUCUUUUGUAUGAAAAACUUUGUGAUGCCGUAAUUCUUGCUGAUCAUGCAACCCAGGAAGCUAUCUUUUGUUACUGUCAAUUUGGGAAAGCUCUUAUCCAGAGGCGAGGUGAGAUCGCAUCUGAAAAACAAGUUGAUCCGGAGUCUAAUACAACACAACUUUGUGAACCGAGUUCACAAAGUGAUAAGAAAAAUUCUGACUUAUCACAUAUCACCAGUUCGAAUGCACCUACCGAAUCUCAAAUCCCCAUUGAAUCUGCCACGAAAAAAUUAGAUACUAAGGUAGAGGUAGUAUUACCUAUUCCUUUAAGUCAUGCCUCUAAUUAUUCGGCUGAG